AUGCCUCGUGUGGGGACUGGAGUUCUCGCCAAGAAACUCACAGCAGCCUGUGAUCGUCUCUCAGGCAUCGAGGAUGUGAUCAUCAUCAAGGACAGUGUGCUGAAAGGUCAUGGCGUCAAGCGCACGACGCAGGCACCGGCGGCGAAGGCCUUCACCGACAACCCUAUGGUGCUUUCACUGUUGUAG
Molecule: messenger RNA, 186 nt
Organism: Diaporthe citri
Lineage: Eukaryota; Fungi; Ascomycota; Sordariomycetes; Diaporthales; Diaporthaceae
Exons: 2
Coding region: 1-186 (61 amino acids)
Source: RefSeq, a predicted model, not a curated record